CUUAAAGCUUCCCGACAGAAUGCGCAACUUCGGAACUUCCGAUGUCUGACGAAAGUCUACGGUUUGAAAACCGUGGAAGCCUGCUACGAAUUUCCACAUGCUCCUUAAGCGCGCAAUCACAAUUUGCCCAUGUCAUCAUUCUCGUUCGCAUUACCCGCUUCGCGAGUUACAUGGCAUUUCGCGGCAGCGUGUGUCGCACCUAUCUUUCAAUCUUGUUUGACUUUCCAAUGAUAUAACACUGAUCCUCGAUUACGAGGAUUCCAACGCAUGAUGAAUUGAAUCACUUUCGAUCCCUGUCAUUCAUUCGCUCUUUCGUAUCUUCAAUUUCUUUACCUCAAUGUAUUGAUUUUCCUUUAAUUUUGCACGAUUCAUGAUUCAUGAUGUCUUCUGCUUUCCCACCGAUAGACUAGUUGUGAUCCCAUAUUUCGGCUAUUUCUGAAUAUUCUUAUGUAUUCACGUGUUUUCGGAUGUACUCAAAUGCAAAACCGCUUACACUUAUGGAUUCUUGCGACACGAAUAUUGUCAUAUUUCAUUUGUAUGAUGUUUGGACUUUAUAGCAUUUCAAUAAUAAUUCGAUAACUAUUUAAAUGAUCUCAUAUCCUUAAUGAUAUUUAUUUAUAUAGAUAUUUGAAGUUUUUUAUUUUGAGAACUAUAUGUUGCACGGUGUAUUUUUUAAUUUUCAAGUCAUAAGUGAUUGAAUAUAUACAUAAAUACUCUCUUAUCAAUUAGAUGUAGUAUGUAUGUGUAUACAUAUAGUAUUAUGUUUUUUAGAAUGAUUGUGUAGUUAGUUUAAAUUACAACAUUUUUUUAAACACAGAGACCUAUUGAACAUUUACUAAUGAGAGAAAGUACACUUUUAUGAGUUAAUGAUUUGACCAUGACAAGUAAUGUAACAACGAUUAAGUUAGAAGAGGAGCAAGAAUCUGUAACAGAGAUACAGACUUACUUAGAAACAUUUAAUAAAGAAAUAGAAGGAGGUCAAGGAGAGCAAUUACAGCAUGUACAGCUGCAACAAGUGGAAGGAUUGUCAGGUGGUGAAGAGGGUGGAACUUACUUUGUUGAUCAAUCUGGUCAAUAUUACUACCAAGCAAAUAAUGAUGAAACACCUGUGAUGACACAGGUACAAAUCCAGGAAGUAGAAGAAGCAGAUGUACAAAAUGAAGAAGAAACACUUGCAGAAGAAGAAUUCCAUGAAAUUGGAGAAUUAGAAAAUGUUGAUGGUGAUGAAGAUGGGCAGGUAACGAGCAAUGGAAAUAAUGAGGUUGUAAUCAAUUCUGGAGAUCCAUAUCAAACAGUUACUAUUGUACCAUCUGAUACUAAUCCUGCUGAAGUCAGUUAUGUACUAAUAGUUCAACAACCAGAUGAUGAGGAUAAGGAAAGCAGACUGGUAGAGCAAGAGGGAACUGAAGGUGAAGAAGGAAAAGGAGAACAAGAUCUUACAGUUUAUGACUUUGAAGAUAAUGAAGAUAAUGAAGUACCUGUGGAAUCAGAAGCAGAAGAUGAUAAAACUAAGAUUGUAAAAAUUUUACCUAAAAAGUCCCAAACUGUUACUCAAGCACAUAUGUGUAAUUACUGUAACUACACAAGUCCGAAACGAUAUCUGCUAUCACGACAUAUGAAAUCACAUUCUGAGGAAAGGCCACAUAAAUGUAGCGUUUGUGAAAGAGGAUUUAAAACUCUGGCCUCGCUUCAAAAUCAUGUUAAUACACAUACUGGGACCAAGCCACAUCGUUGUAAAUUUUGUGAAAGUGCAUUCACAACCUCUGGUGAACUUGUUAGACAUGUUCGAUAUAGACACACUCAUGAAAAGCCACAUAAAUGUCCUGAAUGUGACUAUGCAUCUGUUGAAUUGUCUAAACUACAUCGUCAUAUUCGGUGUCAUACAGGCGAACGUCCAUAUCAGUGUCCGCAUUGUACAUAUGCAAGUCCUGAUACUUUCAAGCUAAAACGCCAUUUGCGCAUACAUACGGGAGAAAAACCAUACGAGUGUGAUUUUUGUCAAGCAAGAUUUACCCAGUCUAACAGCUUAAAAGCUCAUAAAUUGAUACAUAACGUUGGGAACAAGCCAGUCUUUCAAUGUGAAUUAUGUCCAGUAACUUGUAGGAGAAAAACAGAUCUCAGAAUUCAUGUACAAAAAUUACACACCUCUGAUAAACCUCUGAAAUGUAAACGCUGUGGAAAAUCAUUCCCAGAUAGAUAUAGCUACAAACUGCAUAGUAAGACUCACGAAGGGGAAAAGUGUUAUAAAUGUGAUUUAUGCCCAUAUGCUUCUAUAUCCGAGCGUCAUCUCGAAAGCCACAUGUUAAUUCAUACUGACCAAAAACCAUAUCAAUGUGAUCAUUGCUUUCAAUCAUUCAGACAAAAACAACUUCUUAAACGGCAUUGUAACUUGUAUCAUAAUCCUUCUUAUGUUCCUCCUGCACCUCAAGAGAAGUCACAUCAAUGCCCUGAAUGUGAACGAUCGUUCAGGCAUAAAGGAAACCUAAUUCGACAUAUGGCUGUGCAUGACCCAGAGUCAUCCAUUCAAGAAAAGCAACAAGCAUUGAAGAUGGGAAGACAGAAAAAGAUUCAAAUAAUAGAUGGGCAAAGAGUCGAGGUCAUGACAGGUGAUUUAGCUACUAAGCUUAAAGAUUAUGAAGAAGAAGAUGAAGAUGAUGUGAUGGCAGUCGAGGGAAGUGAUGGUCAGCAAUAUGUUGUAUUGGAGGUUAUACAGCUAGCUGACAAUCAAGGAACUGAUCAACAAAUGGCUGUUGUAGCUAACGAAGAUGGAGAUUUAUUGAUGCAAGAUCCUUUGAGUCACGAAAGUGGGAUUGUAACUGGUAAGAUCGAGGAAGGAGAUGAAAUAAAAGAAGAGGAUAUAGAAAUAGAUGAGUUGAAAAUGGAACCAGAAACGUGUACUAAAUCCUUGUCGCGGAACAUGCAAAGCAAUCCAAAAUUACAGAAAGAAAUGGAAACAUGUUUUGGUUUUGACGAGGAAGAGGAGGAAGAAGAAGAAGCCAAUGGUAAUAUAAAUAUAUUGCAGACAAUUUCUUAAUAAGAAAAAUGAAUGCAACAAAAUCUAUGUAUGUAAUAGUCAAAUGUCUUAUCUGUCUCGCAGUAACAGUGUAUGUACUGUGAGUGCUGUUUAAUAUUAUUUAAAGACUCUGUGAAUAGCUCCAGUGGAGCCAAUUUUCGGAUCCAGCGUGGUCUAUACGAAUAGUACAAGAACAUCCUUUGCCAUUAGUGUGUUAGACAUACGUAAUAGUUUAUGAAGAAACAGUUUUGUGGUUUAGUAAUAUAUAAAGUGAAUGUACAAUUAUAUUAGUUGUGCAAGAAAGUAAUGGCAAAUUUUUACUCGGUAAUAUACACGCGUUGCCAAUUUACGGUCAUUACUUUCGUAUACACCUAAUUAUAAUUUUACUUCAUUUUCAGUAAAACUUGUGCUUUGAAAAUUUUAAAUCAGCGAAACCUUUGCAAAUAAAAUCGGAUAUAUUAUCAAUAUAGAUCGAUAUAAUAUUUUUAAAUUAGUCAUUUAAUAAAAACAUAAAAACAUAAAAACAUAGAAUGUAGCAAAGUGUUGACAUUGAUUGAUUCGUUUAUUGUUGAUAUAUGGUUAAUGGAACUGAAAUUGCAGAAUCAUGCGAGGCUCCAAUGUAUAUACAUACUUGCCAUUAUAUUUCAUUUUAUAGAUAAAUAUCGUAUUCUAUAAAUAAUUAGAGGGAAUAUAAAUUUAACGAUCGAUCGAGUUUUGUGUUAUUUAAUAUGAAUGAUGUCUGCAUAUUUAUAGGAAUGUACAUAAGUAAUAUAUAAUGCAACAAAAAAAAAAAAUUAGAAACUUUUCAUUGACUUGAAAGAUGUUACAUUUGUGAUUGUAUAGGAGUAUUUUAUAGUAAUAAUACACGGUCAUUCUGUGAAUAAGUAGAAUGAAUAUUAAUGAUAUACUGUUGAUUAUAAGAUCAAGUGUUUUGCGGAUAUAAGAUAAAGUAUGAAUGAUAUAAAGUAAUUUGAAGUUAAGUGUAAUAUUAUAAUUGUUAUAAUUAUAGUAAUUUUUUAUUUCUCUUUUAUUAAUUACAUUCUCUCCAAAACAUAGAAUUUUUAGAAUGCACCUUUUUUCCACGUUGGUCGUAACCAUUAUAGCAAAACAUGAAUAUACUAAUAAGAAAAUAGUACGUAUGUUUGUAAACAAGGACAAAACUUUUGAAACGAUUGAAUCUUUUUGCGUUUUGUUGACAGAUUAGAUUAUUGUAUAGUUUUUUGAUUACUUAGCAUCCAUAAAACGACAAUUUCCUAUCAAUCCAAUAUCAAGAGAAAUUGACAUUGUAAAAUCCUUGUGAAAUCCUUGUAAAAUUGUAUAUACAAUAGUAUAUACAAUUGUAAAUGAGCAGUUGCUAAUUUUGUGCUAUUCAAAUCGGAGCACUAUCGUACAAUAUUCCAAAGAAAAAGUGGUGUAGCAUGUUCUCUAUAAUAAACAUUUUGUCUUCGACGAUACUUGCGCACAUUAUUUCCGUCCAUGAAUUAUCGUUUCGAUAUUUGUUAAAAAUUCAAUUAUUCAUUAUACACAUCACACCUAUUACUCCGAGCAACGCGUAUAGACGUUCUAUCAUAACCGUCUAUUUGCUUUGUAUCCUGUAAAUAAUCGGUGAAACGUUUGCUCCCACCUUUAACGAUAUUAGGAAAAGCCGCACCCAACUGCACCCCCUGCGGUCGUUAACCCUGUACAUACAUACGUAUUAUAUCGUCUCGUUUAUCAGGGUACAUUUAUAGAACACGCGAUAGUCUACGGUUCAUAAGAAGUGAAUUCUUUUGUAUUUACAAUUACUACAUUAAAAGCGAGUGAUAACAAAUGAGGAAAAAUACAACUAUAUAUUGUUAAUUAAUCUAGAGUUGUACUAAUUUCUAAGAUAUAUAUAUAUCUUAUAAUAUCUACUUCUGCGAUCAAUUUUUGACAAUACACGUGUAAUUUAUGAUUC
Molecule: messenger RNA, 4949 nt
Organism: Bombus pyrosoma
Lineage: Eukaryota; Metazoa; Arthropoda; Insecta; Hymenoptera; Apidae
Product: transcriptional repressor CTCFL-like
Exons: 12
Coding region: 878-3034 (718 amino acids)
Biological process (GO): regulation of transcription by RNA polymerase II
Molecular function (GO): RNA polymerase II cis-regulatory region sequence-specific DNA binding; DNA-binding transcription factor activity
Source: RefSeq, a predicted model, not a curated record